Rhopalosiphum padi (bird cherry-oat aphid) is the source of this 3314-nucleotide messenger RNA. Its product is annotated as homeobox protein B-H1-like. Lineage: Eukaryota; Metazoa; Arthropoda; Insecta; Hemiptera; Aphididae. The transcript is spliced from 3 exons. Gene Ontology annotation, molecular function: DNA-binding transcription factor activity, RNA polymerase II-specific; DNA binding. The record is from RefSeq and is a predicted model, not a curated record. The coding region runs from base 550 to 1647 and encodes 365 amino acids. Gene Ontology annotation, biological process: regulation of DNA-templated transcription.
CCAAUCGUUUAGUUAACCAUCGACUGCACACCGGCGCGUACCGAUCGCCUCUCGCGCGUUUGCGUUCGCUGUUUAACGUUGUUACACUCUCAAACAUACAUACACACACACACGUACACCGGAGUGCUUAUGUGUUACUAUUUUUAUAAUAAAUAUUAUAAUACCGUACAGACCACGAGUCCGUCGUGACAUAUUUUGUUGUGAUUUUUUUUUUUCAUUAUUUUAUCUCAAAUUUUUGGGCCGUCGACCGUUUUUAUAUUUUUAUUUACGCGCGCGCGUCGUCCACGUCUGUAUAUUCGUGUACACCUGUAAGCGACGGGCAAACGGCGCAUCGAAGACGGCAACCGUUUACACCCGUACAAAAUCCGCGAUAGUCACGGGCCACAUACCGCUACCACGACGGCGACGCUUAUCAGCGGUACGGUGCAGUCAUCCGGUCGUAGCAGUACUUCUUUGCUACAGCAGUGGCCGGCCGGGCUAGCAGCUGCAGUGGCCACCGGCGGUGACGGCUUCGGCAAAGCCAUCAGGACGACGACGACGACUAACACGAUGACCGUGCACGAACUCACAGCCGCUUCGGCGGCCGGCACCAUGCCCAUGCACCAUCUCGGCAGGUCUCGGUUCAUGAUCACUGACAUACUGUCCGACAACGGCCGCAAUAACGGCAGCGGUUCGCCCGUGUCGCCUGCUUCGUCCACGGACGGGCCACGCGACCUGUCUCUUCACGGGCGCGCGUCCUCCGGUAGCAACGGCGGAGGCGGCGGCCAGGGAGCGGGGCCCGCCGGCGUUGGCGGAGGACCGGCCGACUCGGACCUGAGCGACGAUCACGAGAGCGGCACCGAUAGCGGACUGCCGGGCGACAACUCGUCCGUUUGCUCGAACGGUCACAGAGACGACGAUGGCCGGAAUUCUGGUUCAAAUCUUAGCAAGAAACAGAGAAAAGCAAGAACGGCAUUCACGGACCACCAGUUGCAAACACUCGAAAAGAGUUUCGAAAGACAAAAGUACCUGAGCGUCCAGGACCGCAUGGAAUUGGCGGCUAAGCUCAAUCUGUCCGACACCCAAGUCAAGACCUGGUACCAGAACAGAAGGACCAAAUGGAAACGUCAGACGGCAGUAGGCCUGGAACUAUUAGCCGAGGCGGGCAACUACGCGGCAUUCCAACGGCUGUACGGCGGGCCGCCGUACGGUUGCUGGCCAUAUCCGGCCGGUGCCGCGGGAGCUGCAGGCGGCGUAUCCGGCGGGGGCGGCGUCUCGGGCGCGGGCGGUGCACCGUCCGCCGCCGACCUGUAUUACCGGCAGGCAGCCGUAGCCGCGGCCGCCGUGUCAACGCUCCAGAAGCCGCUGGCCUACAGGCUGUACCCUGGUAUGGCGGGCGGGCCGGGUGCCGCGGGCUCGGGCGCCGGCGCGUCUGGCCACCAUCACCACCAUCACCACAUACCACCGCCGCCCGUGCCGCUCGCGCACCCGAUGUACUACGGUGGCGUCCACCAUCCGGCCACCAUGCCGCCGAUGCCCGGCCGCAGCCCGACGCCCGAACCACCCGGCCGGUCGUCGCGCGACUCGCCCAGAUCGACGGUGGACAGCCGGCCCGGUUCGGUGGACGUCGAAGACGACGGGUCCGACUCGCCCAACGUGGACGUUUAAGCGACGACCGCGGCGCGCUGGCCCACCGCGUGCCAUAAUACGUAUACCAUCAUCGCACCGCGCGCGCGACUCGCCUAUAAAUGUACUACAAUAUACUACUAUUAUGGUCUGUCGCUCGUUGUCGUGUUUGAGUGCAGUUGCAGUGGUGAGAGCAUGUCUGUCACAACAAUAUUAUAUGGGACACUGCAGUGAAAUGCACACUCAAACACAUAUACAUCACCCACCUAGUCGUCGUUUACUCUUUAUUAUUAUUAUUAUUAUUUUUUGUAUAUUAUUAUGAUAUUGUAUAGUAUUAUUAUAUUAUGUUUGCGUUCCGUACCGACCCUGACGCGAAAAAUGUGUGUUUUUUUUUUACUUUUCUUCUUAUAUGAUGUGAGCAAUUAUUACUGUGACAAAGUUCAUUACAAUUAAUAUUAAUAUAUAAUUUUAUAAGAAAAUCUUAUACACACAGAAAACAUAUAAUUAUGUUCCCUCAGAGUACAAAUAUUUAAUUUUUAAUUUAUUCGUAGUGAAACCGUAUACAUAUAUAUAUAUAUAUUAUACUGGUUCAACACGUUUUUUCAGUGGAAAAGAAUAUCCGAAUUUGUUCGUUAUUAACACACGCGUAUAGGUACCUAUAUUUGUUAUUAUUAUUAUUACCAUUAUGAACUCUUACCGAAGAUUUUGUUAUGCGUUUGUUCAAUUUUUUUUUUCUAUUGAUUUCAAUUAAAAACCACGUCGGUAAGUCAGAGACUUCAACGCUCGUCAACCAUACGGUAACUCGCGAGUGAAACAAUAAUAUAUUACUUUAAUACGUGGGUACUAUAUAUAUACAUAAUAUUAUUAUCUACUGUUUAUUAAUAUACAUAUAUUAUAUUGUAUAUUUGUUUGUCUAUACUUUUAAUGUAGGUAUGUUUUACAUAAUUUUGCUUACCACGAUUGUUUCUUAUCGAUAUUAUAUAUUAUUAUUAAUGUAAAUAAAAUAUUACUUAUAUAUAUUACUACAACAAUAUUAGAUACAGAUAUUGUACAUUAUAUAUAUAGAUACAGUGUAAGUGAUAAGUAUCAAUAAUUUAUUUCGUAUAAAUAUGAUGUAGUGAGUAAGUAAGUGAGUAAGUAUGAAUAAAUGAUUAUAUUAUACGAAGUCGUGCAAUGUAAUAAUAAUAAUUAGACUAUAUGUAAUACGUAUAUUAUAUUCUACCAUAAUAUAUAUAUAUAUAUAUAUAAACAUUUUAUUAGUUAUAAUCAUAAUGUAAUUGUAUAUGUAUACCUUAAAUUUGUUGUCAGGCUUGGUAUAACCGUAUAUUAUGUAUGUCGUUAAUUUUGCGUAUAUUGAUAUACGAUAUUCGUCUUGUAAUCGUCAAGUGUAGAAAAUAUGAUCGUGCCAAAAAACUAAAAAAAAUAGUGUACGCGAUUAAAAAAAACAAAUGAACAAUAUAGGAAAAAAAUACCGAGACGCUUCGUUUUAUAUAAUAUAAUAUGAUACAUAAUAAUAUUAUUGUAUACCUAACAUUUAGGAAUCGUAUAUGUUGUAAACUAUAUAUUUAUAUACAUAUAUUAUAAUUAUAUAUAUAUAAACGCUGAUGUACGCGAUUGCGAGUCGUCGUACGAUGUUUUUCCGUGUAAAUAUCAUUCUUGUUACGUGUAAAAAUAUAAAAAAUAAAUUAACAUUAUUGUUUAGAGUUUAA